Guillardia theta CCMP2712 is the source of this 2004-nucleotide messenger RNA. RefSeq lists its product as hypothetical. Lineage: Eukaryota; Cryptophyceae; Pyrenomonadales; Geminigeraceae. Bases 1 to 2004 code for a protein of 667 amino acids. The transcript has 10 exons. The record is from RefSeq and is a predicted model, not a curated record.
AUGGGGGUGUGUGGUCUGUUGAGCUUCAUCCAAAUGAUGAGCCCCUCGAUCGGCAAGUCUAUGACUUUCCAGAGGACGACAAUGCAGGACUCGAGGACGAGCAACACUCUCCUCGUCGAUGGCAUCGCGUUCACGUAUCACUUGUUCCACCAGGCAGAUCACUCGCCAUGGUGGUCGGGGGGAGACAUGAGGAGGUUUCAGGUGACGAUCGAGGAGUUUGUAACGAGGAUGAGGGAGUUUGGCUUCGAACUGAGAUUCGUCUUCGACGGGAUGGUCGACCCUAUGAAGUACGACACUGUCAUGGACCGGUUCCGGCAGAACACUGAAAAGGUUGAGUCUUUCAUGCGGUCAGCUCAGUGGAAGUCGGUGGGUGAGAGGGACAGGGGGAAGUUUGUGCUGCCGUUCGGCGUCAUCGACUGCAUGAUGGAUGUUCUCAAGGCUCGUGGGGUCUCGUGUCGAAGAUCGCUGUAUGAGGCGGACGGGGAGCUGGCGGAAGAGUGUCUGCGAACAAGCGCGUUCGGGGUCCUCUCGAACGAUUCCGACUUCCUGUGUAUGAGAGUUCCUUUCGUGCCGCUGAACGAGAUGAUGAUGGAUGAAAAUACGUUCCAAUGUGUCAUCUAUGAUCCUGUCCAGGUGUCAAACUGUGUCGGAAUCGCUCAAGAGUGUCUUCCUAUGCUUGCUUGCAUGUGCGGAAAUGAUUUCAUCAAACGGGAAGAUUUGUUCAGUUUCCAUGAGAGUUUGGUCCCACUCUCUCGUUCCAAUCGCAACUGGAUGAUCAUCAGAGAGGUUGCAAACGUCCUCAGGUCCAUCAACACAUGGGACAUCAAGGGCGACCCGAGUCCGCAAGACGACAUGAAUCUGGUGAGAAGGAUGUUCAACGUGCUGGAGGAAGGAGAAGCGGGGCAGAAACUCCAGCUGGUCCAGUCAGUCCGUAGGAAGUACCUGGUUCAAGCAGCGCCAAAGCCUCCCUCGCAAGCAGACCCUGGAGCUGCGGAUGAGUGCUUCAGUUACCUGCAAACCAACUUCGCGCAGUCUUGUCUCCAUCAGGACAUCUUACAGAUCUUCUCACAUCAACAACUCUGGUGCAGAUUGUCAAUUGAGCAUAAUCCCCCCAACCUCCUCCACAUGGGAGCGCACCAGAGGUCUUCUCGGGUGAGGAAGCGACUUGUUUCGUUUGUGCUGGGCAAAGUGAAAGGAGAAGAAAUGAUGGACGAUGGAGAAUCGUUUGUGUUAGAGCACUGGCAGUGGGGGUCCGAAUAUAGAAGGUCAAGACUCAAGCUCGCCGAUCUUCCCUACGUCAAGACGAGCAUGCGACAGAGUUUGCGGCUGUCAGAUCAGCAGAGGCAAGAACUCUUCCUUGAACUGGUGGAGAUUCCAUCUGCGAUCAGAGAAGAUUUCAUCAAGGGAGUUGGCACACAUCAACAUUCACCAUCCCCAGCUCUCGGGCAGCAAGACUUUCUGCUUCUCGCUGCCCUCUACGUGUUCUUCAGAUCGGACAGGUCGAAGAUGCCGCAGAUGAAGUUUCGUCUCUUUUCUGCUUUGAUAGCGACUUGCUGCUUGCUGGAAGAGCACUUCAAAGAGUUGGAGAACUUGAGAUCUCAACGUCCAGAUGACGAGGGAGACGUUGCUUUCAACGUCAUGCUCACAAACUUGUCUCAAUCCUUUCUUGUCCACUUGUCAAUGAUCAAUGCGGUCAAUGACGCCCUCCAACGGCCUUUCCCCUAUCAGCAUCUCUGCCUUAUCAGCCCUUGGAUCUUGCAGGCUCUCAUGAGCGAUGGAAAAGAUAUCUUGUCAGGCAUGAAAUCUUUCGGACUUGCAGAACAGCAUGUCGAAGGGUGGUUCCAGCGCUUUCAGACCAUUUCGUCUGUCUUGAAUGUGGAGAAAUUGUGCCGGGAGGAAGAAACAAGUAAGACGACUGCAAGAGCUAAACAAGACAAGCCAAAGAGAGCAAAGAAUGAUCAUCCAAACACAACACAGAAGCCUUCGACUGGCAGCUUGACGUGA